Drosophila takahashii is the source of this 1565-nucleotide messenger RNA. RefSeq lists its product as uncharacterized. Lineage: Eukaryota; Metazoa; Arthropoda; Insecta; Diptera; Drosophilidae. The record is from RefSeq and is a predicted model, not a curated record.
CGGGGCAUCAGUUCGUUUCGGACAGCUAAUGGCAUCAACAUAUCGUAAAGUAAAAAGUCCCCAUCGAGACCCCGAUUCGCCUCUAAUGAACUCCUUCCCAGCUGAUAAGUGUUGACCAAGUGACUUGUGCUGUUUUCCAUUAAGGAAAAAUGGGAAAAACAAUCAAAGUAAUUGGAUGUGCUGGAGCCGGCACUCUGCUUAUAUUGCUGCUGCCUCUUUGCCUGAUCCAAAAUUACGGUCCGCCAGGCGGUAAUGUGUCCCACUCAAUGGUCACUGCUCCUCCUGGUCUUCCUCCUCCUCCUGCUCCUGCCUCUCCUAUUUAUGACCCUGUGGAAACUGGGAAAGAUGCCAUGCUGCGACUGCACCGACAGAAACGCUACCUGCUCUUCCCGGAGGGCUCCUCCUUCCAGCUGGUCUUCGACAUCAUCAUACCCAUCAUAGACUACACCAACUAUGCCAUCCUGGGCAUCACCUGCUCGGUGGCCUGGGAGCUGCCCAGUAAGCCGCCCAGCGAGCUGAUUGAAAACGUGCUCACGCGCAUCAACGACGGCACCAUCGGCACUGUCCGCCGGAACGGCAGCGUCCCUGAACCCGUUCCCGUUCCCGCUCCCGAUUCGAAUCCGGAGUUGGACUCGUCCCAUUCCCAGAAUCUCGAUCUGGACAAUCGAGGAGCCACAGCCAGUGCUAAUUGGCAGGCAGUGCACGCACCGCCAGCGAAUCCACCGGCAUAUGCGGCCAAUGAGCAGCUGGACUCAAACUCCAACUCCCACUCGUCGUACUACACGAAUAUCCAGAAUAUCCAAAGCAUCCCGGCCGCUUACCCAUAUGCAAAUGCGAAUGCGGAUGCAAAUGCAAAUGGACAGCAGCGCCAGGCGCUAUUUCCCGCUAAUUGGCAUGCGCGACAGUCGGUCGCAAAGUGGCAGCAGAGGGGGCAGGGGGUGGGGCAGGGAGGAGCAGUGGGGUCAGGAGCGGGAAGGGACAACUGGUGGACGAGGAACGGGCAUCGGGUGCAACAGAACUGGCAGGAGAAGCAGCGCAUGUGGGGCCCUUCCAAGUGGGACACUAACUACAGUCAGCGACCGCGACAGGUGCUGCGAGCACCGCCCAAACAUCAUAUAUAUCCUGUUUUUGCGAGGCGCCGGAGACGAAGAAGUGCGGAGCAGGAUUCCCAUUUCGAGCGACUCCACCUGCAGCAGCAUCUCAGCUCGAGGCAGCUGCUCUUUGGCAAAAUCGAACGCCUUUACAAGUCGCGACGACUGAAUGGCACCUCCUGUGUGCAGCGAGCUCUCUGCGAAUCCGCCCAAAGGCAGCAGCAGCAGCAGCGGCUUCAAGGAACCAAUUCGGCCAGGCCACAAAGCUUUAUAAUGGAACUACUCUCGGCCAUUUUCCAACUGCCCCAAAGCGAUGACGUCGAGGAGCCAGGGGAAUUGGAGCUAAUGAUUUCCCCCCAUUAUCUGGAGGCCCAUCGACAACAGGGCGACUGUCGGCAGCUCUACGGCGAUUGCAAUCACACAUUCUGGUUGGAUUGAAUGGCAAAGGCAAACAAUAAAUACUAGGAAACUAAA